UAGAUACUUGUGAUAGUUGAGCUGUAGUACUCUAUGGAGUACUAAAUGGAAAGUAAGAGAAUUGUCACAGAAGCCGGCUUCAAAUUCUACUUUUUUUUUUUUUACCCCCAGUCUGGCAUUUGCUGUUGAAUUUCAUUUUAAAAGGAUGGUUUGUUCAGCUUUGUCUUAAUUUGAGAUUUAUUUUUAAGAUUAAAGAUUAGAACAAUGGGAAGCAAUUGCAGCUUACACACUUAUAGUCUUACUGAGAGUCAACUUAAGAGUAUUUAAUACAGCUGUUUAAGUAUUCUCUUGUCAUUUGUUUUAUGCCAGUUAGUUGUAAUUUCUUUCUGUAACAUGGACUGUUAUAAACAUUGUAAAAAAUGCUUAUUAUCUUUAUGUAUAAUUCAUUCUUAUGAACAAAUUAGAUUUUUCUUCCAUGAGUGAACUAUAAUAUGAAAUUUAAUGUUCUGACCUUUCUUAUGCUGGGUCGCUGAAAACAGUGUCAUUUAGUUUUCCUGAAAUCCCAAGCAUAUUUUUGUUGUUUUCUUAAUGCAUUGUUUUAUGUUGUUGCUGUUAAUUGCAGAAAAAAAUAACAUUACACAUAUAAUUUUCACACUACUUCUUAAUAGAUACAGGCUCUAAAGUUCUUGCAGUGUAAAAGAAAAACUCUUAGGUUUUUUUUUUUCAGGAGCUCUGAUGGCCAGCAUUUUCGUUAAUGACAGUCAUUUCUUUGGCAGGAAGAUGUUUUCAUUUGUAUUUACUUUUCAGUACAGGGCAAUUAUGCUGCUCUGUGUUGGGCACUCUUCGUAGUUUCUAUCUCAAAAGAAUUGCAGUGCUUGGAACAGGACUGCAGUUUGAAGCAGGUGUUGUGUUUUACUGUUAUGCAAAAUAACACUAAAAUAUAAUUGUAAAGGAAAUUCAGGAAACAGCUGCAAACUUGGUGUGAUAACCACUACAUUAUGUGAGCAGUUGUUGCAGCAUCUUACAUCGCAUCUAACACAGCAAAGACUUGUUUCAGCAAAGCUCACCGUUGCUUUUUUUUGGUGCUGAAACCUUGUUCUCACAAGAGAGGUCUGCUAGGUCUUACAGGGGAAGAUCAGACCAUAACCACAGUUACAAUGCUGUAACCAACUAGUGAGUUUUUAAAUUGGUGCUUUACAUUUCAUCUUCUUCUUUUUUUUUUUUUUUUAAGUAUACUUUUUUCCUUCCAAUGCUACAGAAGAUGAAGGAUAGAAUCCAGUUACUGGAAUGCAGGUUGCAGAAUGUCUUAACCCAACUAACAUAUGGAAGCCUACAUAGGCCUGAGGUGGUAAAAUAGUAAAAUAAAUGGCCUAUAGCAGGCCAUCUGCCAUUUGCAGAGCAUUUUCAUCAUGCUUCAUGCCAAACUGGAAAUUAGUCUUUGUAUUAAAAAUAUAUUUUGAAUACAAAUCAAAGAUUUCGAAUGUUUAAUGUUACACAUGGCAAGCACAUUUCUAUCUGGGAGCUAGAGAAGUCCAGGAAAAUUGCGCUGGAAAAAUACUGCUUAGUCUGAUGCUCAGGGCUCAAGUCAUUUUCUUCUCUUUCCCAUCUCUUUGUCUUCCCAGUAAGCACUGAUUUACUUUUGUAAAACCUACUCCAGAUAUGAAAAGUCCACUCUUAUAUGUGGCAACUAAAGGGAGGAAUAUCGAUGGAUUCCGAGUGUCAUGAUUUCAUAGGUCACAGAGUUGAUGCGGAGCUGCUGGGAAUCAGGAGCGGCCCGGACCACAAUGCCCUACCCUGCUCCUGGCCUUGGGAAGUUGUGAGCUGCUCAUGUCCAUAAGGAGGAAGGAUGGCUCAUGGAAUUCCUUCACAAGGCAAAGUUACCAUAACGGUGGAUGAAUACAGCUCCAACCCAACGCAGGCGUUUACACACUACAACAUCAAUCAGAGCCGGUUCCAGCCUCCACAUGUGCAUAUGGUCGACCCUAUCCCAUAUGACACUCCAAAACCAGCGGGCCACACGCGAUUUGUCUGCGUCUCAGACACACACUCCAGAACAGAUGGCAUCCAGAUGCCUUAUGGGGACAUCCUUCUUCACACGGGCGAUUUCACCGAGCUGGGACUGCCCUCAGAGGUUAAGAAGUUUAAUGACUGGUUAGGAAACCUACCAUAUGAAUAUAAAAUAGUGAUUGCUGGGAAUCAUGAACUGACAUUUGAUAAGGAAUUCAUGGCAGACCUUGUUAAACAAGAUUACUACCGCUUUCCCUCUGUGUCCAAAUUGAAACCAGAGGACUUUGACAAUGUUCAGUCACUCCUGACAAAUAGUAUUUACUUACAAGAUUCAGAGGUAACAGUUAAAGGAUUCCGAAUAUAUGGUGCCCCGUGGACACCAUGGUUUAAUGGAUGGGGCUUUAAUCUACCCAGAGGUCAGUCUUUGCUAGACAAGUGGAACCUUAUUCCUGAGGGAAUUGAUAUACUAAUGACACAUGGACCUCCCCUUGGUUUUCGAGACUGGGUUCCGAAGGAGCUGCAGAGAGUGGGUUGUGUGGAGCUGUUGAACACAGUGCAGAGGCGAGUAAGGCCCAAACUCCAUGUCUUUGGUGGGAUUCAUGAAGGUUAUGGCAUCAUGACCGACGGCUACACCACCUACAUCAACGCCUCCACGUGCACAGUCAGCUUCCAGCCCACCAACCCUCCCAUCAUAUUUGACCUUCCAACCCCUCAAGGAUCCUGAAGCACUACUGCACAUUUGGAACUGGGGAAGGUCUAUAAACUGCCAUUUUCUAAUUACGAAACUUACAUUCAGUUACAUGUUUAUUUCAAAAUAGGGGCUAGGGGGGAUUUUGGGGGAACAACGGGGG
Molecule: messenger RNA, 2798 nt
Organism: Corvus hawaiiensis (hawaiian crow)
Lineage: Eukaryota; Metazoa; Chordata; Aves; Passeriformes; Corvidae
Gene: MPPED2
Product: metallophosphoesterase domain containing 2
Exons: 7
Coding region: 1787-2671 (294 amino acids)
Molecular function (GO): hydrolase activity
Source: RefSeq, a predicted model, not a curated record